This is a messenger RNA of Aedes albopictus (Asian tiger mosquito), 2069 nucleotides long. RefSeq lists its product as uncharacterized. The record is from RefSeq and is a predicted model, not a curated record. The transcript has a single exon. Bases 534 to 1700 code for a protein of 388 amino acids. NCBI's taxonomy places the organism in Eukaryota, Metazoa, Arthropoda, Insecta, Diptera, Culicidae.
UGACAGUACUUUUUGAGACAACAAGAUGGCCGAGUUCAAUUAAAACAUACCUAAUCAACUUUAUUUGUGAGAAGAAUGGAUCAGAAUUGCGCGAAAUCUCUCAAAUUUGUGAAAGUUUAUAAUUUCAACGAUUCAGAAUUAUUGUUGCGGAACCAAUUGAUGUUUAAGUGCGCUGGAAAUUACAGAAUUGUUGUUUUCAAGGACUCGCACCGAUUACGCCAGCUUUGUGUGAGAAAAAUUGGCUCUUGGAAGCAGACUACCAAUAACAGGAAAUUCAGCAAGCAGACAUUCGCUGGGUUCGCUGGUGAAGGUCGAUUUCGCAUGAGCAAUCAUUGUUAUGAUGACGACGAUGAUUUCAUUCUAACGAAAUGUCUUUUCAAGAACGGGAAGAAUUAAUCUGGAUGCGAAAGCAAAUGAGAAUCCUCUACAAUAACAUGUGAAUAUUGAGUUUGUAUAAAAUACUGACAACGUUAAGUGUAAAUAUUUAUCGAAACAUAAAGGAACAUAAACAUAAAGGAAGCUCAAACGCAAACAUGAUUUCCAAUUGGAACACCAGUAGGAUGACGGCGGGCAUGGGGAUAAAUAUGGAGUUUUCACCGAGCGAUCCGCUAUUUUCUGAGAACAAUGGAGCUUCCUCAGGUCGCGGUUUCACAACAGCAAGCAUCCGCGGGUUUAUAGGAAUUGUGAAACAAAAGUGCUGGUCAGCAAUGCACAGUUGGCUUAUACCUCCUGAAUCACAAACGAACACGGCGGAUAGUACCAAAAAAUCUUUGGUUGUUCCCGAUGUAUCGGUCGAUUGCAGCUUCAACACACCAAUCUUUGAAGCCGUUCAAGGAAAAGCAAAACUUACUAUACCAAAUGACGAUGAAACCAAGGCCGUACCAUUUGGAGGCUGCAUUCUCUAUGAAAGUCCUACUAUUCAAACCCCAGAUAAUCGGUAUAAUAUGGCAAAAAUCGGAAGGAAAUUAAAUUAUGUGGCUGAUGAGAGUCCUACUGGUACAAACAAAAAUAGCAGUAAUCAACUGAAAAAAUCAUUGAACUGGACGACUCUUCACCUUUCCAACAAGUCUAAACCCUGCGGUAAAAAUCGUAAGGAAAAAAAUCGUCACGAUCUGCAGAUAAAUAUUAUGGAAGAUAUGUGGCAAAUCGCAGACGAGCACUAUCCAGAUUCGGAGAACGAAAACUGCAACUAUAGUCCAAGUCCUCGUUGUUCAAUUUCAUUAUUAUCAUCAAAUUUAAAAAGUUCUACCAUAGAUCUGUCAGAAACGUCAUUUCCAAAUAUUAGUUCAUCAAUUCCGGUGGGUGCCAAGUACCCGGAUUUACCGGGCCGUUAUUCCGACGAGUACGACAGUGAAGAGAGCUUUGUGAUGCUCUUCGAUAUGGCUACUCCAUUGGCCAGGAUCGAUGUCGUUUCUGCAAGUUCUGUACCCCCAUCAGUGUUAGCCAACCGGCAGCGAUGUCGACAGUUAUCGGAAUGCAGCGAUGAUAGUAUCGUGUUCUGCUACGAAAGUGAAGGUAACGAUUUUAUCUCUCAAGCGGAAAUCGAUUUUGACGGUGAAGAUGAUUCUGAAGAAGACGAAGAUACAGAUGAUGACAGCUAUGAUGAGGAUAGCGAAGGCACCCUAUCACAUCAACCAGAUUCCGGUUUUGAGGAGAAGAAGGUCAGUAGUAGUAGAAGUAGUUGCAUUAACGUUGAGUAAGAUGCAUAAAUUCGUUGUUGGUACAGCCUCAGACUGCUGUUACGAGGGAUAUCUUUUUUUUCGUUAUGGGAAUAAUUUGUCAAAUCCCCCCUCGUCGCAGUUUGUACUGGGUGGACCUGUCAAACUGUUGCCCAGCUGUCAAAAGGCGAUUUCAAAAAAUCUCUUUGAAAUUGUUUUUAGGUACGAAAAUAAGGUUUUAAAAAUCUGAAAAAAAUCAUAGUGGCUCAGAAAAAGGUGCUCUUUCGUAUAAAAUCAAAAAAUCAAUACAUUUUUCAUAAUUUUAAAACCCAAAUCCAUGCAUCUGAUUUGCCAUCAAAUCAAUAUGUGGUCUUAAUUCUUAGUUUUCAGUUGACGUACUGCUGUUCUAAA